AUGCAAAAUACCAAGUCUGAUCUCAAGCCCUUCCCUUUCAACAAUUUCACGUACUUUUUCACUCUCUUUUCAAAGUUCUUUUCAUCUUUCCAUCACUGUACUUGUUCGCUAUCGGUCUCUCGCCAAUAUUUAGCUUUAGAUGGAAUUUACCACCCACUUAGAGCUGCAUUCCCAAACAACUCGACUCGUCGAAGGAACUUUACACAGACCCGGGUCAUCUCAUCGCACGGGAUUCUCACCCUCUGUGACGUCCUGUUCCAAGGAACAUAG
Messenger RNA from Candida albicans SC5314, 270 nucleotides. It is a transcript of the gene TAR1, whose product is annotated as Tar1p. The record is from RefSeq and is a predicted model, not a curated record. Lineage: Eukaryota; Fungi; Ascomycota; Pichiomycetes; Serinales; Debaryomycetaceae. Gene Ontology annotation, biological process: regulation of cellular respiration. The transcript has a single exon. Bases 1 to 270 code for a protein of 89 amino acids.